ACCACACAAAACAAAAUCAUCAUCAUCAUGGCCGAGUCCACGUCGGACGAAGCCGCCAACUGUCCUGAUGUUUCAAACGUUUACGAAGGCCUCAGGCACAGGAAAACACCACAGGAUCCCACCGAUGACACCAGGUACACAGAGGAAAACACCAAGAACAUGUCAGAAUCGUCAAAAACCGACAAGUCCACCCCUGUUCACCUGGAAACGGGCACUUAUUGGCUGACUCGAAUCGUUUUCCUCAGGUCUUUGGGACUGAUCUACUUUGUUGCCUUCCUGGUGGCCUUGCAUCAGAACAAGCAGCUGCUGGGCACAGACGGCCUCCUGCCUGCCCACCUGUACCUGCAGAGGGUGCAGCAACAUGCCGCAGCUGACCCCACACAGAGCACCUGGAGCCUGGUACCCAGUCUACUGUGGUGGGUGGACUGGGAGAGGGACCUGGAUCUGUGGUUGGACAGGCUGGCCUACUUGGGAGCGGCUCUAUCCUUUAUCGUCAUGGUAACAGGAUGUGCCAACAUGGUGAUGAUGGCAGCACUGUGGGCGCUCUAUCACUCUAUUGUCAACAUAGGACAGAGAUGGUAUUCCUUUGGCUGGGAGUCCCAGCUCCUUGAGACAGGGUUCCUAGCCAUCUUCUUCUGCCCCCUCCUGACUCUGCACCCCCUGCCCAGGAGAACCCCCCCAUCCCUGGUCGUCAUCUGGGGGUACCGAUGGCUCAUCUUCCGCAUCAUGCUUGGAGCCGGCUUGAUUAAAAUCCGAGGUGACCAGUGCUGGAGGGACCUGACCUGUAUGAACUAUCACUACCAGACCCAGCCUGUCCCCAACCCUCUCAGCUACUACCUGCACCAGACACCAGAGGCCAUGCACAAGUUUGAGACUCUGUCCAACCACUUCAUCGAGCUGGUGGCACCCUGGUUCAUCUUCCUGACUCGGCCCUUCCGUUUCACCUGUGGUUUUCUCCAGAUUCUGUUCCAGGUUGUCCUGAUCCUGAGUGGUAACCUGAGUUUCCUGAACUGGCUGACUAUCCUGCCCAGUAUCUGUAGUUUUGAUGACGCCCACCUGGCCUGUCUGUUCCCCGGCGGGAGAGGGGGGACCAAAUGGCAGGUCGCACAGAUCCAACAGGAGGAGAACAGUGGGAGGGCACCAACUCCUUCAUGGGGUCAGUUGGUGCGUCGUGUGGUGCACGUGUCGCUGGCGGGACUCCUCGUCUACCUGAGCCUCCCCGUGGUACAGAACCUGCUGUCACCACGACAAGCCAUGAACACUUCUUUUGACCCCCUCCGAUUGGUCAACACAUAUGGUGCCUUCGGAAGCAUCACUAAGGAGAGAACAGAAGUGAUAUUUCAAGGGACGUACGCAAUAAACCCGAAUGACCCCAGUGCAGUAUGGGAAGAGUACGAGUUCAAGUGCAAGCCAGGCAACGUGACGAGAAGACCGUGUCUGAUCUCCCCCUACCACUACAGGCUGGACUGGCUCAUGUGGUUUGCCGCUUUCCAGAAUUACAACUACAACAACUGGCUAGUCCACCUGGCAGCAAAGCUCCUAGUUAAUGACCCUGGAGCAGAGUCGUUAAUAGCACACAACCCAUUCCAUGGAAAACAGCCUCCUCGUUUUAUUCGAGCCGAACACUACAAGUAUUCCUACACGAGGAUUGGCAGCACCGCAGCGAAGGAGGGAAAAUGGUGGAAACGGCGAAGAAUCGGAGAGUACCUGCCCCCUGUGUCUCUGGGCUCGCUCAACCAGUACAUCAAGCAGCAUGGCUGGAACAUGCCUGCUAUCAAACAGUGAA
This is a messenger RNA of Branchiostoma belcheri (Belcher's lancelet), 1786 nucleotides long. RefSeq names its product lipase maturation factor 1-like. Gene Ontology annotation, biological process: protein maturation. The transcript is spliced from 12 exons. Gene Ontology annotation, cellular component: endoplasmic reticulum membrane. Bases 28 to 1785 code for a protein of 585 amino acids. The record is from RefSeq and is a predicted model, not a curated record. NCBI's taxonomy places the organism in Eukaryota, Metazoa, Chordata, Leptocardii, Amphioxiformes, Branchiostomatidae.